Messenger RNA from Eruca vesicaria subsp. sativa (arugula), 1693 nucleotides. Lineage: Eukaryota; Viridiplantae; Streptophyta; Magnoliopsida; Brassicales; Brassicaceae. The record is from the annotation of a GenBank genome assembly.
UUCAAGAUCUCCCAGGUUCAUGAACCUUUUGUCUCAGUCUACUCUCUAUAAAUCUAUCUCACCCUCCAUUCACACUGCAAAAUUCAAUACUAUCAAACAGAACAAAGAUUAAAAAAAAAGAUUCUUCAAAUUUUAAUUCAUCUCUCUUUUAUUAUGGCUGUAGAAUCCGACUAUGCUUUUCUUGAAUCGAUAACGCAAUACUUACUAGAAGAAUCAGAGGCACGACUCACCGAGUCGAUGGUGGCGCAAUCUAAUACGAUGGUUCAUAACGUGAAACCAGUGUACGGACGAAACUCGAGCUUCAGCAAGUUGUAUCCUUGUUUCUCCGACAGCUGGGGAGACUUGCCGUUGAAAGAAAACGACUCGGAGGACAUGUUAGUCUACGGUAUCCUCAACGACGCUUUUCACGGCGGUUGGGAACCGUCUUCUUCAUCCUCAGACGAAGAUCUGACCUCUUUGACGGCGGUUAAAACCGAGACGGUGGAUUCUGUUCAAGCGCCGGCGAAGGGGAAGCAUUAUAGAGGAGUGAGGCAGAGGCCGUGGGGGAAGUUCGCGGCGGAGAUAAGGGAUCCGGCGAAGAACGGAGCUAGAGUUUGGUUGGGGACGUUCGAGACGGCGGAGGACGCGGCGUUGGCUUACGACAGAGCUGCUUUUAGGAUGCGUGGCUCACGCGCUUUGUUGAAUUUCCCGUUGAGGGUUAACUCGGGAGAGCCCGACCCGGUUCGGAUUAGGUCCAAGAGAGGUUCUUCUUCCGAAAACGGAGCUCCGAAGCGGAGGAGAACGGUGGCUUCCGGUCAAGGAACGGAUAUGGGAUUGAAGGUUAAGUGUGAAGUCGUGUAAGUGAUACGUGGACGUCAGUUAUUGGUUUGUAGUUUUGAAUUGUCUGUUAAAAUCAUUUUUCCGCGGAAAGGUGGUGGACAAAAUGCAUUGGGUGGGAAAGAAAAAAAAUAUCAAGAACAAAAUAUUCAUUUUUUUUUUUUUUUGCCAGCUUGAUUUCUUAGAUAUUUAAACUUUCUCCGCGAAAAUUCAAAUCUAUUUUAAUCGAAAUAAGAUAAAAUUAAUUACUCUAAACUUAAAAAAAUCUUAGUGGGAUCAAAAAGUAAUAUAAGCAAAAAAUGUCCUCACGGUUUUGUAAUUAGUUCUCUCGUUAGAUAAUAACAAUAUUUAAAGAUAUUUGAGUUUUUAUCAUAAUUAAAAGUCAUAUAUAUAUGGCGUAUUGUUUUUUCUUACAUCAUAUAUGACGUAUUGUUAAUGUAAUCACUUUCAGAUGUGACAAAUUUUACAAAGAAGUAUAAAACCCAAUUACUGGAGAAGAAGACACUGUCACUUAACUAAUUAACUACUAAAAACCAUCAAACAAACUGAUACAAACAUACGACCAAACACGAUGAUCUAACAGAAAGCUACCCGCCACAAUAUUAUUAUUUGUUAGAAAGACUGUCUCUAUCGUAUAUAUUAAUUUAAACAUAAUCGAGAUUGGGCAAAGUGGCUUGUACAAUAGUAAUCUCAGCACUGGUUUGUAGUUUGUACUAUGUGAUUUUGGAAUUGUAACAAAGAGAUAAGCCCAACAAAACCAUACAUAGGAUCUCACUCUCACAAGUGCUGCUCUCUUCACAUUCCAACUUUUGUUUCUUCUACAAGUGUCUGUCAGAAGAUUUGGUUGCAUUGCUUUGUAAAUUCUUGUGUUUAAGUU